AUGAGUGUCCGCGUUGUAGCCAGGAUACGGCCUUUGCUUGAGAAGGAGCUCGAGAAGGAGAUCAUUGUCAGGGCAGACAGCGCGGAGGCUGGCGCGCCAAACACCAUUGUCAAGAUCCCCAACCCAAAGAACAAUGGCGAGGAGUUCUCGUUCGCCUUUAAUGGCGUCUACGACCAAAACGUCAACCAGGAGGGUUUGUUUACUGCCGAAGCAGUGGCGCCACACCUCAAGUCUCUUUUCCAAGGUUACGAUGUCACGAUAUUCGCCUACGGUGUCACCGGUACGGGAAAGACGCACACGAUGCGAGGCGGUCUGAAGCUGGCCGACCGAGGGGUGAUUCCCCGACUGCUCAGCAAUGUGUUCAGGAGAGGCAAGAAGAUCAUGAAGGACACGCAGGGUGAGACAACCGUCCAGGUUGCCCUGUCGUACUACGAGAUCUACAACGACAAGGUCUACGACCUCCUCGAGCCUCCUGAGAAGCGGACGCCUACUGGGCUGCCGCUGCGAGCCGAGGCCAAUGGCAGGACGGUAGUUGUUGGUCUGUCGGAGCGAUCAUGCGAGGACCUCAAGGACUUUGAAAAGAUGUAUAUCGAGGCCAACAACAACCGCGUCACGGCAGCCACCAAGCUCAAUGCUCACAGCAGUCGUAGCCACGCCAUCCUCCGCGUCAAGCUGACGCAGACGACUGGAGAUAUGGUUCGGGAGAGCACCGCGUCGGCCAUUGACUUGGCUGGAUCUGAGGAUAACCGUCGCACUGACAAUGGAAAGGAGAGACUGGUGGAAUCUGCCGCCAUCAACAAGAGUCUCUUCGUCCUGAGCCAGUGUAUCGAUGCCAUCGGCCGCGUCAUGAUUCUGAACCUCGCCCCUCUGCGAAGCUACCACCUCGAUACCCUCAGCAGUCUCAACGUCAGCUCCCGCGCGAAGCGCAUCGAAGUCCGAGAGAUUGAGAACGAGAUUGUCUACAAGCAAGUUCCUAGGACGAACUCCAACUUGUCGGGCUCCAACGUCCAGCGCCAGCCGUUGCGACCUCUUGCCAAUGUCCACAACGUUCACAAUGGCAAUAUCGCUACCAAGGCCGCCGAGGCUAACAAGGCUGCUGAGGCCAACAAGCCCGUCAAGGCCUUUAGCGUCUACACGGACAAGACGAAGCCGGCACCUGCCACUCGUCCUCUGGUGAGCUCCAACCUGACUCGCCGAACCAACCCGACCAAGCGACCCUCUGAGAAUGAGACUCUCGUAAGGCCCAGCAAGAUCUCAAGGCCAACUGCCCCGGCAUCCAUCACGGUGUCUGCGGCUCAGAUCGAGGCCAUGGUUGAGAAGAAGGUCAGCGAGAUCCUCGCUGCGCGUGUCGCGGCUGAGAAGGAUGCUCAACCGCCACCUCCAGUUCAGCCUGAGAUUAGCGAUGCGGUUCAGAAGCGUCUGGAGGCUCUGGAGAGGCGGAUUGACAGCGAGGAGUGGCGGGACGACGCCAAGUCGGAUGGGCUGAGGUUCCUGCUGGCUGCCCGGCAGCACAAGGAACGGGGUGAGGACGCGGCCGCCCUCAAGAUGUACGAGAUGGCUCUACCAUUCUUCCCAGGACAGGCGAAGCUCAUCGGCAAGAUUGAGAGGCUACGGACGCGGUUGAAUGGGGGUGCUCACUCGGGCUCUGAGCAUCGAGAGUCUCCCCGCAGGAAGCGAAGACAAGUCUACGAUGAUGCCGAUGGUGACUAUGAAACCGCCGAGGCUGAUGUGGACGAGGAGGAUGGUGCCCGUACCAAGUCCAAGUCUCGCAAGCUCAAGGUGAAGGCUCUGAACACAAAGUCCCUGCUCUCUGGUGACGAUGAGGGCCCUGCGUCUCCUCGUACGCAACACCUCCUUGACAUUGUCAACUCGCGUGAUCUCACUCAGAUCCGAAGCCUCGUCGGCUUCGGUGCCAAGAAGGCUCGUGACUUGGUAGACUACCUCGACCUGGUGGACGGAGACGAGGCCGGUAGCCGAAUCGAGAGUCUUGCACAGCUGAGGACAGUACCGGGCAUGGGAAGCAAGACUAUCGAGAGAGCGUACGAGGGAUUGGUGGCUUAG
Fusarium vanettenii 77-13-4 is the source of this 2061-nucleotide messenger RNA. RefSeq lists its product as uncharacterized. The record is from RefSeq and is a predicted model, not a curated record. Lineage: Eukaryota; Fungi; Ascomycota; Sordariomycetes; Hypocreales; Nectriaceae. Gene Ontology annotation, biological process: microtubule-based movement. The transcript has 3 exons. Gene Ontology annotation, molecular function: microtubule motor activity; ATP hydrolysis activity; microtubule binding. Gene Ontology annotation, cellular component: microtubule; kinesin complex. Bases 1 to 2061 code for a protein of 686 amino acids.